Molecule: messenger RNA, 3257 nt
Organism: Porites lobata
Lineage: Eukaryota; Metazoa; Cnidaria; Anthozoa; Scleractinia; Poritidae
Source: the annotation of a GenBank genome assembly
AUGUCCGUUUACAGCAAUUCCGAUUCAGCUGAAGUUGUAUUAAUAGUGGUCCAUUCUGUACUCGUCAUCGUAAAUAUUGCUGGAAACUCUCUGGUCUGUGUCAUCAUUCUGAGGAAUCGAGAUAUGAGGUAUGCGGACAAAAAAAACAGGUGCUUGAUUUUAGAGAGAAAAUGUGACGGCUUUUCGUUGGGACAAACGAAAUUGACGGUAUAUACGGGUGUCCGUAUUAAGCGGGUGACCUACUGUACCCUAUUCUUCAUGUACUUUCUGAGCAGCUCUAACAUACUGUCAAUGCUUUAUUCUACAGGACUUCACUCAACUAUCUUAUUCUUAAUCUGGCUGUUGCUGAUAUCACAACAGCCCUAUUUUUAUCACCAAAGUACAUAUUUUCCCACUUCAUCGCACACCCAGAAGGAGCAGCAGGCACCGCGCUCUGCAUUGCGCUGACUGGUGGAAUCAUUGGAUGGGUCGGCGCUGCCACUGGAGUAUUUUGUUUGGUUACUAUAGCUGUUGAACGUUACUACGCCGUGGUUUAUCCAUUUGAAAACAUGGAGGCGCUUAGUAAACGUAAACUUAAGGUGCGAUUAUUUCAAUUUAUCGUAAAUUGUAAUAGUACUACGUGUAUUCGUAUUUCGAUUACCUUAUAUCAAAAGCCAAAAGUUAAUUCUAGAAAUCAUCGCGCCUUGCAGACUAUUCAGUUUUAUGAAGCGUUUCGUAUGACACUGAAAAAUGGUUUCCUUAAGUGUUCGUUAUUUAUUUUAUCAGUCAAUAGAUGAUGGCAAGAUGAUGACCCUUUAAAUGGAGAAAAGUAUCUUUCGCGUGUUCGAUUAGCAACUCAGUAUCUGUUCCGCAUGUCUUGGAAAAUAAAUUUUCAGCAAUCUUUUUUUUUUAAGAGAGAUUAUUUUUGUCUGUUUGAUAGACUAAUCAAAUUUUUAUGUUCUUUUUUGUUUGUUGUUUUGUUUUGUUUGUUGUUUUGUUUUGUUUGUUUUUUCCAUGCGUAUAUAACCGUUUCAAGGUCAAUCGACACUCUCUCUUGACUAUCAGGCAAGCAGAUAACUGGAUGAUCUAAGGGCUUCGCGCAAACUGCAUGAUUCGUCUGCAAGGCAAUGCCAGAUUCUCGGGUGGCGAGUUAGAUCUUUACACUCAGCCAAAGAACAUGGCCAGUCAGAUUGUUAGCUUGACUAACUAAGAAAUAAAUAAAUUCUUCUUAAGACUAUACUGAUACAAAUAAUGAUAAUGAUGAUGAUGAUGAUGAUGAUGAUGACGAUAAUAAUACGUCAUCAUUAGACAGUUACUUGAGUCGGACUUAGAAUCAUUUCGGUCCUUUUUUUACUUUUUUAAAAAAAAUGACGGCAGUUUCAAGGAAUUUUUGCUUUCAACAAGCGACAGUUUGGAUGCUCUUCGUGAACUUAAUCAUAAUUGGUCAAGAAUUGAUAUCCAGUCUAGUCGCAGAUAUACAUGUAAAGCUAAACCAUUGGCUGAUAAGUAAAAGUAGCUAAAAGUAGCUUGCCCGCUGCUGAUAUGCUGAUUUGUGUGUGCUUCAUAAAAUAACCUUACCAUAAUUACUCCCUUGUUUUGCUUGAUAUUAAAACAGGUGAUAAUUAUUAGUACGUGGAUUCUAGGGAUUAUCUUGAAUAUUCCAUCGUUCAUGUACAGAAGAUAUAACGAAUAUUGGAAUUACUGCAUCAACACGUGGCCAAGAGAGUGGGUCGGCAAGGCCUACAGCCUUUAUUGGUUUUGUCUGGCAGUCCUCUCUACUUCUCUUAUGGCCAUAUUGUACUUCCGUGUGGUGUACACUUUGUGGUUCAAACAUGAGGACAGGAGAGAAAACAAUACGCAACAGAAGGUAAAAUGAUUUAAAAACAUUAUUGGGUAUGGAAUAGUAACCCAUAUGGGAACACCACAUAGUUGUCUUAUAUAUUAUACAGAUGAUGUUUAUCACUUAGUACAGGCUAUUAUGCAUAUUUCAAUGUACAUGACAUAAUUUAUAUAGGCAAGAGAUAGGUAGACUGUGUGAUAUGCUGACUCAGAGUAAUGCAAAUUCCUGAAAGUGCUUUAGCUCUACCUUCAGUUAAAGUAAUAGCAUUUCCAACGGUAUCUGCGUUUUGUUAUUUUAAAAAUAUAUAUGUUGAUGCUGUCUUAGUGUUAAACUGAACCAAGAAACUGCACUGAAAGAGCGCACGCUUGCAUGAGUUUCGAAUGAGUUCCCAAGGUACUUAAAUUUAAUCUUUAAACGGGAAUUUUUUCUGGGAACAAAAGCAUCAAGAUUUCUGCAGAUAGAUCAUGCUAACAACGUCGAAUACCCAGUAUAAUACACAAAGGAUAAAGACAGUGGCAGCAGUACAAACAUUUAAGAAACAGUAUAGCUUCGAAGCAUGCAUUGCAGCAGUGGCGGAUCCAUGGGAGGGACCUGGGGGGGGGCUGGGGCCCCCUUAUGUUUCGACCACAAUGAGGCCCGAAGGACCGAAAAAAAAAAAAUUUGGACACCGCCCCCCCAUUCACUGCAGCAAUGGCGGAUCCAGGGAGGGUCGCCCCCCGUUGUUUUUCGACCAAAAUGAGGCCCGAAGGACCGAAAAAAAAGUCUUGGAGUCCGGCCUCCCCCCUCAUCUCAGGGUCUGAUGACCACCCCCCCCCCUGUUCUGAAGGUCUGGAUCCGCCACUGUGCAAUAACUUGUGCGCGACGAAGGCCGCGCCGAGACUCUGAAUUCUGCAAACUUUUAAAACGUGAGAAGCUAAAUCGAAGUCAGAAAGUCUGUUUAAAGGUGAGUGAGUAGGCAUAAAAAUUACUUUUUUGGGUUUUAAAAAAAAUGCGCUUAAUUGAUGGCGGUCAUAGCCGGGUAACCCCAAUAACGGAAUUGCAACGCAAACUUCAUCUCUCUUGUGCCUGUCUAAUUGUUUGUUUUUGUUUUUUUUAAUAACAGGCGGUUCUGAAGAUGCGAAAACGAGCUACCUUAAUGGUCAUACUUGUCAGUGUUGUCUUUGGAGUGUGUUGGGUAACUGACAGGACCAACUACCUUAUGGUACAGUUUUAUUCCCAUACGGGUGCAUUUCUCUCCCUAACGGCAUCCAAUACGAUGGUCUUGGUCAAUUCUGCUAUCAAUCCAAUUGUAUAUGCAUUGGUCAACUAUCGUUUCAGAGAAAAGGCGAAGAGGAUGAUACAAGUUCGUUGCUGCCGCACAGCUGUUCAUCCUGCCGGUGGACUGCAGGUGAUGGCAUCUCAGUCACGCAGGGCAGGUGACAUCUCCAGUAAAUGUUAG